AUGCACCUGGGUUACUAUCGUAGAUUUAUAGGUGGGAUCACGAGAACACAGUUAGAAACUGCUAAGUUUGGUUUUUACCUUUUGACACCUAUCUGUGUUAUGUACUACGUCGGUUUGGAUACAGAUAACAAAUUCAACUUGCCAGGUUUCUGGCCUGAUCCUUCGACGUUGAAUCAAAUCCCGAAGGAACCUCACGAAAUCCAAGCAGAGAUAGCCAGAAUCAGAAGAGCCAGAGCUGAAAAGAGACAAAGAUUGGAAGAAAAGGCUAGAUUGUUGGGAAUAGAUGAAGACACCGAAGAGGUGUCGCAGUCUUAA
Scheffersomyces stipitis CBS 6054 is the source of this 315-nucleotide messenger RNA. RefSeq names its product Pet100p (gene PET100). Gene Ontology annotation, cellular component: mitochondrial inner membrane; mitochondrion. Gene Ontology annotation, biological process: mitochondrial respiratory chain complex IV assembly. The coding region runs from base 1 to 315 and encodes 104 amino acids. The record is from RefSeq and is a predicted model, not a curated record. Lineage: Eukaryota; Fungi; Ascomycota; Pichiomycetes; Serinales; Debaryomycetaceae. The transcript has 2 exons.